Messenger RNA from Vanrija pseudolonga, 294 nucleotides. RefSeq lists its product as uncharacterized. Bases 1 to 294 code for a protein of 97 amino acids. The transcript has a single exon. NCBI's taxonomy places the organism in Eukaryota, Fungi, Basidiomycota, Tremellomycetes, Trichosporonales, Trichosporonaceae. The record is from RefSeq and is a predicted model, not a curated record.
AUGGCAGCCCCACAGCCCACCUGCCGUCUCCCGAAUGAAGUUCUCAGCAGCAUCGUCGACCACCUGGACCCAAUCGCGGACAGGUCGACGCUCCUUGUCCUCCUCCGCGUUUCCGCGGCCAUGUGGGACAUGUCCGCGCGCCGGCUCUACCGCGAGGUUACGCUGGACGAUGCCCAGAUGUCCAAACUUGUCCGACGCUUGUCAUCGCGGGGACGGACUGCGCUCGGCUUCAUUCGCUCCAUGAAACUGGAGAUCUUGCUUGCGAAACGCGAUUGCGCCAGGUUGAGAACUUGA